ACAAACGCUCGAAAGGAAACAACUACAAGGCAGUGACAGUUCAGUUGAAAGUGUCAUCGCUGUAAACGAUGCAAGAUAUUUUGGUGAGGUAAGCGGAGCAUCACUACGAACGUACUCGAAUAUCAUGAAACGAAAUAUACACAUUUUGUAUGCACUGUUUUUCCUAACUCUUGCAAGAAGCCUUGACUUUCGUUUUCAAGAAUUUACCGAUAAUUCCGCUUGUGGAGGCAAGAUUCUUCAGAGCCAGUACAGGUACGGCAUGGCUAACGGAGUCAGUCAAGUCAAGUGUGCCCUCCUGUGUGCUGAAAGUGAUUUGUGCAAGUCUUUUCAACAUCACAAACUCAAUCGGAGUUGUCAGCUUAAUGAUGACCUCGAUAUUGGCGAUUGCUCUAAGAUGACUGAUGCUGUCGAUUUCAGUUAUCAUGAAAAGGCAUGUCUCAAUGGCGGUUUCCUGAAGCCAGAUGGUAGAUGCGCAUGUGUUGAUGGUCACGUGGGUACACGGUGUGAGCGACCAAUGACCGAUUGUUCUGAGGGUUUCAACUCCGUCCACGGCUACACCAACGGUGUGUACAAUAUUAAACCAAUGGCCUCCACAACGUCAUUUCCGGUCCACUGCACCAUGAAAUUCGGCGGGAGAACAAGAAUUGCAUAUCGGUCUCUGUCUUCAGUGGAUUUCUACCAAAACUGGGACGGCUACAAAAACGGUUUUGGUGAUAUGUCAGGUGACCAUUGGCUUGGACUUGAGAAGAUUCAUCUCAUAUCAAAACCUGGUUCAUAUGAAUUGAAAGUGGAGGCUGUACUGAAGAAUAAAAGUCGCCAUCAGCAAUAUUAUGAAGAUACGCGAGUGGCCGAUGAAACGAACGGCUACAGGAUUACAUUUUCGGCCGUGAGGACGCCGUACAACAAACCUCUUGGUGAUUGUCUGAGCCCUCUGAAUGGGUCCUCUUUCAGUACAUUUGACCGCGACAACGACAACCAGUCAUCCGGAAGCUGCGCAGUCGAUUAUCAGAGUGGAUGGUGGUUUAACGCAUGCGCAGACUGCAAUCCUACAGGCCGUCUGCUGAUGACUGUUGAUGGUUUACGGACAAACGUCCAGCAUGAGGUUUACUGGACAAAUAAUUUAGGUAAUGCUGUUCCUUCCGUGUUGAAAUUGUGGCUUGUAAAGAUGUAAUAUGUACAUUCCAGAAAUUGGCUCCGGAAACACUUUUGGAAGAUGCAGAUGUGCAUAAUACUAAUAGGAGAGUACCCAGCUCAUUCCCCACAUCCAAAACUGCUAGAUUUCAUAGCAGAGAAGCAUCAAGUGUAUCACUUGGCGCUGCACAAAAGUCUACGUUUAAACUAGCUUGUAAACGUCUUUAAAGAUAAGGUUUUAAGACAUUUACAAAUUUGUAAACAUGUGAAUUACAAAGAUUUACAAUUUUGUAAAUAUUCACAAAGGGAGAUACCUAUUGUGUAAUGGUAAAUAUUUUUUUCUGUAUGGACUAAAUGCAGUUUGUACGUCCUGCUAUAGUGGCAUUAGUGUUUCAUACAGAUCCUGAAACAAAUAUACCCAAUACACCGAAUGUGGCAAGUCUAUCACAGUUUCCGGAAAUGAAGAGAGUCUUUGUGUUCUUUUAACUUAUUUAUUGUAUGUGAUGUAGGAGCCAUUUUUUCGGUAAUAUAUGUUCAGAGACUAGAUGCUGCGUGUUACAUUACUUAAAUGUGCCCGAGCUAUAAUUAGUACUGUGCUCCUUGUACAGUGGAUAAGCAGACAGGUUGAAAUUGUUCCUGCUGAUCUGUAGGCUGGUUAGACAUGUCGCCAUGUGAUUAUCGCUAUAAUGCACCGAAGAGAUUCGUCAACGGGGUGGAUUGCCCGUGUAGAUGGUGAAGGUUGUAUUGUGCUGAAUUUGGUUGAUGAUGUGUGAAUAAAGAACUUAGCACAAUGGGGGGUUUCUCACCAUCAGCAUUGAUUUUCAUGGCACGAUAAUUUUCUUUGAUAACAGCGACACGUGCUUUUCCAUAUUCAAAAGAUUUUUCAUCUGAAGGCAGAGUCCAUUGUACGACCCGACUGUAUUCUGAGCACGUGUGUAUGAAUUACGAUCAAACAUUGACGUUACCAGAUGUUUGCGAAAAGGUGAGCGUACUCUUCCCCAUAGGCGGCAAUCGUCGCCUACUGUUUGCAAAAUCAAAGUAGAUGAUACUUUCAUCUCUAUGUUAUAAAACUUUCAUCUACAAAGAAGAUACUUAAGGAUUUUUUUGAUGUUUGUUUUAAUUAUAAUGCUGAUGUUUUGACAAUUUGAUAUAAUUUCUUUAAGUUGCGUAAAUACUGAAAAUAAACGACCAACAUCCGAAUAAACAUUUAAACUAGGUCAUACCUAUUUGUAUAAACUAUAUACAACAAGUGUGCGAUUACAACGCUAUAGCCUGCCUCACAAAACUGCCACCGCGUCACCGUGAUAAUGCCACUGUCUGAAUAACGCUUAUCAAAACAUAUGCUUUGAUAUAAGUAUCAUAUACGUACAUAAAAAGUCUCAGAUCCCGCAGUGACUCUCUCUUGACCCAAAAUCACUAAACGGACUUUUCGAAAGCGCCUUCUCUUUCGUCAACCCACAACUCUGGCAUUCACUUCCCCAAAACCUCAGAAAUACAACCACUAAAGACACCUUUAAAUCACAGCUUAAGACUCACCUAUUUCUAUCUGUGUACCAGUAGAUAAUCAUUCUCUGUUCUCUGUUUUAUGUAUAUAUGUUCAGUUCUAUCACUGCAUUAGCGCCACUGAGCAUCCGUAAGGAAGAUAUUAGGAGCUUUACUAAUGUAUUAGUAUUAUUAUGAAAAGUUGGGUUUUUUAAGUAUUCACGUAGGUUCAUCUGUGUUCUCUUAAUGUGUAAGAUGUAGUUAAUGAGCUGUAGUUAAAUAAAAAAAUAGUCAGAAACCACAAUGUUUACAAUUUUAACAGACAGCUGUGGCUAAAUAAUCGAAACUGGACAGACAAUCCAGUGAUCAACAGCAUGAGCAUCGAUCUACGCAUUGGGAAUAC
Messenger RNA from Haliotis rubra (blacklip abalone), 3016 nucleotides. Its product is annotated as fibrinogen-like protein 1. The record is from RefSeq and is a predicted model, not a curated record. Bases 125 to 1171 code for a protein of 348 amino acids. The transcript has 3 exons. Lineage: Eukaryota; Metazoa; Mollusca; Gastropoda; Lepetellida; Haliotidae.